Molecule: messenger RNA, 1232 nt
Organism: Hordeum vulgare subsp. vulgare (domesticated barley)
Lineage: Eukaryota; Viridiplantae; Streptophyta; Magnoliopsida; Poales; Poaceae
Product: protein TIC 20-I, chloroplastic-like
Exons: 3
Coding region: 198-1010 (270 amino acids)
Source: RefSeq, a predicted model, not a curated record
GAAAGCGGGGGGAUGAGUGCCACGUUGCGUCCCAUCCUCUCCCUGGUGCGAAAACUAGCUCGCCACUCCGCCCCCUCCGGCCCUCUUAUCCUCUUCCUCUUCCUCUCGGGACGGCGGUGGCGCCGAGGGCACCGAGGCCUCAUUCCACCUUAGCACGCAGGUAACCGUGCUUUGUGCAAGGCCGGGCUUACACAAAAAUGGUUCUCUGUCAAGGCUUAUCUGCUGGGCAUGCCCAGCUGCUUGCUUUUCCUGCUGCUAAGCCUCCUCUCUUAAGAAGAUCUUGCAUUCGUAUUCCAGCGGGAUCGCCGAGUGUAAGAAGUGCUGGGCUUUCAUCCGAGAGGAAGAAAUUUUCGGUGCAAGCUGUACGAGCCGGUACUGGUUUUCUUCACCAUGACAUGCUCACAUCAUUUCCGAUGGAGGGUUCGAUCAAGGGCAUUCCAUCAUUAUUGACCCUGCAGAAUCAGCGUCGAAGGUCGGAUGUUGGUUGUCGAGCUUCCUCUCUAGCAUCAUUCAGCUACCCUGAAUUGACUUCCAAGCCAAGAUGGUGGUGGAGAACUCUUGCAUGUGUGCCGUACUUGCUGCCACUCCACAACAUGUGGUCGUAUGCCGAUGUCAUCUACCAGCUACACACGUACUUGCAGGGCUUUUCAUUGGUUUAUACUUUCAUCGACACCAUGACACUGCUUCCAGGGUGGCUCUUGCUGGUGAUAUUUAUGACUGUGUACUUCUUCGUGGUGAGACGCAAGUGGUCACCCCACUUCAUGAGGUUCCAUGUGAUAUUGGCCAUCCUCCUGGACACUGGUUCCCAAGCAGUGGCAACAAUGUGCACCUGGAUGCCCAGCUUCGUGUAUCAGGGGAAGCCCAUGCAGUAUUUCUGGAUGGCCAUUGCUUUCAUGCAGAUCUUCACGGUGCUAGAGUGCAUGCGCUGUGCUCUCUGUGGGAUGUACCCGAACGUUCCUUUCAUAUCUCACACGGCGUUUAUCCAUUCUGAUCUGAAUCUCUUCAGGUAGCCACCUGCUCGCCUUGUCGGGUUUUUGAUAUCAGAAGGAUGGAAAGUGAGAUGGAGGUGCAAAUAGGUAGUACUUUUUUUUUUGCGGUAGCUACUUACAGUUCUAUAGACUGUUUUGUUUAUACUGAAAUUUUGAAGUCUCAUUGUAAUGGCCAGCAUCGUGACCUUUUUCUGUUACGACAAAAUCCAAACAAUGACGUGAUUGAUCAUUGCAUCAGUUGAA